AUGGCUCCCCAAAUGACUGCUGUAUCUAAUAUAGGUAUGGCACUCGCUGCUAAAUCUGCAUCCGUGGAUAUUCCGAUCCCUCGCGACGCUGUCAAGGACGGCAGGGGCGGCUUCACUGUCGCAUCUGCUCGUCUCGUACAGCCGGCUAUGCUUCCAACUCCUCCCAACUCCAUCUCUCCUACUCUUCCGCCUCACAGCUUCAAGAAUAAAUCUCGUCACCAUGUUGGAAACUUUCCUAUCUCUCCCCCGGUUGCUCCCAUGCACGUCGACUCCGAUAUCGACUUGGAGGAUGCUGUCGACCACGCCAAAAGCCAGGAUCAUCAUCCUCACGUGUCGACCAGUACUCAAAACGUCGACAGCGUGGGUGCCAUCACUCCGGCAAUGUUGGCGAAAUAUCAUUUGCCCGACAUCCUGCUCGCUCAUGGCCCGCUAGCCAUCCGCCAUGUCAUGGGCCACCUUACCACCACCGUGCCAGGCUUUGCAGGUAUCCCACCUGCCAAGGCACGCAGAUUGGUUGUAGGAGCCCUAGAAGGUCGAGGCAAUGGUGGCGAAGGUGGUGGCGUUGAUGGAAACAUCAUCUUCGAGAAAGUCGGUUGGGGUCGUUGGGACGCUCGUCGAAGUGGCCAGCCGCCCCGUGAACGGCAAGCCUAUACUUCAUCUUAUACUUCUACGUCACCGCCGUCCAGUUUUCCUAGUACUACUGGAGGAAUGCAAAUCCCUCAGCAAUCGCAAUGGCGAACUACAAAUGAUCGACCGGUUUACGGAACCAGUAUAGCCGACUCGGCCAUCUUCUCACAUUCUGAUCUCGACUAUGGUGACCACGAAGCUGAUAAGAUGUCACUGGACGGUGACGACGUUCCUGAAUAUUGCUCUUCGUCCGACAUGCCGGAAGACGUUAUUCCAGACGACGAAUGGGACGAAGGGGAUGUAACCGACGAAGAAGACUGGGCCGGCAUCGGUGCCGACGCCCUCCGCGCUCGAUCCCUCAAUGGAGGAGGGAUUGUAAAUACUCACAAUUCUGUACAUACACGCGUGCAACAUCACCCUGGCGGUCCUGCACCAUCUGCCCUGGCCAAAUCUGCGCCAGGCGUUACGCUUCAACAAUUGGGAUUUUCAUUACCGGACGGCAUUGACGCCGAUUAUGAAGAACGCGCGGCAGUUGAAGCGCUCUUACGUCUGGGUUCUAUGUAA
Molecule: messenger RNA, 1191 nt
Organism: Talaromyces stipitatus ATCC 10500
Lineage: Eukaryota; Fungi; Ascomycota; Eurotiomycetes; Eurotiales; Trichocomaceae
Exons: 1
Coding region: 1-1191 (396 amino acids)
Biological process (GO): positive regulation of transcription from RNA polymerase II promoter by glucose
Cellular component (GO): nucleus
Molecular function (GO): sequence-specific DNA binding
Source: RefSeq, a predicted model, not a curated record